AUCUGACAGUGACAGGCUCUGGUCCUAACCUCACUUUAUUGUGAUGACGUUCUUUUGUUUAGAUUGGAAGUUGAUUUGUUUUAUAAAUAGAAAUAAGAUAUUUUCCAAAUUUCAUAUAGGAUAAAACCUCAAGGAAAAUGAUGAAACAAAGACAAGGAUCUAAAUACUAUAGACGUCUAGACAAACGGGAUAAGGACAGUGGAGACAGCAGUGAAGGCGAAGAGACUGAACUCUUUGUCAAAAAUAAGUCUCCUAGACGAGAGAUUCCCACUGUUGAGAAGAUUGUGGAGGAAAAUGAUACUUUGCAAUCUUUGGCCAUUCGUUAUAGAUGCAGUAUAGAAGAGCUGAAGAGACUAAAUAAUAUCCAUAAAGAAAAUGAAAUAUUCGCUAGAAGAGUUGUAAAAGUGCCUCACAGGCCCUUUUUAGAAGCCUUAGCACCAGUACAUAUUAGUGGAACAUGUUCCCCAGUAAACUCAAAUAAUCCUGCAACAGCAAAACUGAUUGACAUAGAUGUUUUGGAUUCAAAACUGACAGAACAUCAACAAGAAGAAAAUUUAAGUGAAGUAAAUCAAAUAAUUUUUAAUAGUAAUAUUGCCCAUAAAGAGUCUGAGACAAGUAAGGUUUCUUCAGCAGUAUACACAGAUGAGCAUGUCCACCUUCUAGGUCCACCAGGUAUUCCUCAACCAGACCCAAUAGUAUCAAGAUUAAGUUGUAGUGGCUCAGAUUGUGAUAUACCAUUUCCUGCACUUAUUGUUUUUAUUAUUUGUCUUAUAGUUGCUAUACCAUUUAUUUUGGUAUUUUUCGCUGUUGAACAACACGAACAUCAUUUGAAUCACACUACUGAAAAUGGAUCAUGAUAUUAGUAGAUUUUAUAUUUGAUAUUUACAUAUUUUGCUUCCAUUAGUUGUGUUAAUUUUUUAUGAUUUGAUACAUCUUGGGUGCUAAUAAUGUUAUGGAUUUUUUUAUAUUUGGCACAUUAAUAUAUUACCAAAUAUCCUAGUUGCUUUAAGUGCUACUAAAGGUUGAUCAUAUGUGAUAUCUGUAAGUUAGUGAAUAUAACUUUAUGUUAAAAAUAAUUAUGUAAGGAUAUCAAUAAUAAGUAUAGAAGUUUUUUAGUGAGAUAUAUAUAUAAAUAUAGUUUUUAUAUAAAUUGAA
Messenger RNA from Anthonomus grandis grandis, 1155 nucleotides. Its product is annotated as lysM and putative peptidoglycan-binding domain-containing protein 3. Lineage: Eukaryota; Metazoa; Arthropoda; Insecta; Coleoptera; Curculionidae. The transcript has 3 exons. The coding region runs from base 138 to 857 and encodes 239 amino acids. The record is from RefSeq and is a predicted model, not a curated record.